Messenger RNA from Peronospora belbahrii, 1947 nucleotides. NCBI's taxonomy places the organism in Eukaryota, Oomycota, Peronosporomycetes, Peronosporales, Peronosporaceae. The record is from the annotation of a GenBank genome assembly.
AUGGAGUUCUUGGUGCACAAUAUCUCGCACUCGGACCUAGUAGUAGAGCUCUCGUGGCUACGAGCAAAGAAUGGUGACAGCACUAGCAGCAGAAAUGGCCCAUCAGUACCGACGGCUCAUGAGUCUGUAGCCAGCGUAAAUGUAAACGGUGUCUCUGUGCCGCUGUCAAUUUUAGGCCGACCAAAGUUUAGUCUCUUCCAACAGACAAGUCAACAGAUCCUGGAACGUGUGCAGCAACUCCAACAUCCUAAGCAUGAGAAGACACACGUGGCUGCAGUCUUGACUGUCCCUGAGUUACCGCCGUCACUAUUGCAUCCAAGUCUUCUGGACAUUCAAGGUGAGCGCUGGAAAGUGCAGUGUCAAGACACACAGUCGCCCAUUGGCUUUAACUUGGUAGAUGCUCCAAUAAUCAUCAGUAAUGAAGAAGUACUGCGAGAUUUUCAAUUGCGCGGUGAGAGAGAGACCAUGAGACUUGUGGAGCAACAUUGGGAUCAAGUGGGUAUUACAGCCGUGUACUUUCCUUUAGUGGCACUGCUGUUGCCCAAGUGGAUGCAAGUGUUGAAAGAAUUUCAGUCUCAAAACAGUCGACAACUUGUAUAUCUCAUUAGUGGAGCCGGCAUUCCACGCAAUAUGGCGCAUUCGCGCAAUGAUAACUCGACAGAGAUGACGGCACAGCUCAUUACGCUCUUUAUACACCAGUAUUACCCCCACAUGACUGCAAUUCAAGUGCAUUCAGGGUCAAAUAUCUUUCGCUUUGACGACAAUGUGCAAUUCAUGACACGAGAGCUGAGACCAUUACUAGAGGCACAGCGAGAGACGCUCGUGGACCGAUGUGGUGAGGCAUGGAAGGCGCAUUUUCAUGUUACAAUUGCGUAUGCCGAUGGACCUCCAGCGCGACUGAGUGCGUUGAAUGCUUCCCUACGUAUUUACAAACCGUCAUACCUGCAUAUUUGGCAACUCAAGACGUUUUGGCAUGAACGCAAACUGUCGAUUGUAGACGUGGACUUUCAUUCAUUUGAGAAAAUCGAGGCAUCGCCGUUGGUGGCGCCAAGCAAGGCUGAUGCCAUGACGCAGAUGAUAGUGCAUGAGAUGAGAGCGUUUCGUGACCAGUUCCUCUCAGCUGAGGGUAAAGGCGAGGUGGCCAGCUUCUGGUUACGCAAGUCGCGCAAGCCCGUACUUGCCGUGCUUCUUAUUGAAAAACCAGCUACGGAAGCAGGAGAGCGUCCUAAAAUUGUGGUACAGCGAGGAAUGAAUUGCGAGGUGUCCAUGCCGACUGGAUCGUUGUGUGCAGAGCGCAAUGCCAUUGGCAGCGCGCUGGCGAACGAUCCGACGAUAACUCGUCGCGCCAUAAAGAUGAUUGCCGUGCUGGGCUUAAACCUCCCCGCGGAUGGUAUUGACACCGUUGCCAGCAGUUUUGUGCCGGCGGAAAACACCGAGCGAGAUGAUUGUACACUGCAAGAUAAUGGCAAGAAGAUGAAGCGAUCUCAAGUGCAGUUUAGCGCUGCAUUAGACACAGCAACUUCAAGCUCAAGUGAGUCUGGCUCAACUGCAGAUCUUAUCAAGUCUGUAGGUCCAGAGCUACCUGUCCGUCCGAUUUGUCCUGCUACCGUCCAGUGCUCAUCAGAGAAAGCAUCGAUCCUGACUGCCGAAACUGUGCAGCGUAGCGCCAAUGAUACAGUCCGAGGACUUGAAGAACGCAGCCACGAGCAAUUGAAUGCCAACCUGGACUCUUCAAGAAAACCCAAGCGGCCACGCACGUUCUCACUCGACGAUGUAGCCGUGGAAGAGAUGAUGCGUCGGUGCGCACCACCUGAUCGGAAUCCACUGGCACCAUGCGGAGCCUGCAAGGAGUGGCUGGUAAAAAUUGCUGAAGCCAAUCCAUCGUUCCGCGUGGUUACAUUCGAGAACUCACGAUGUCGCAAUGUCUACAUCAACCAGAUCAGUUGA